Cucurbita maxima (winter squash) is the source of this 3034-nucleotide messenger RNA. RefSeq names its product protein FAR-RED IMPAIRED RESPONSE 1-like. Bases 314 to 2743 code for a protein of 809 amino acids. Gene Ontology annotation, biological process: regulation of DNA-templated transcription. The transcript is spliced from 7 exons. The record is from RefSeq and is a predicted model, not a curated record. NCBI's taxonomy places the organism in Eukaryota, Viridiplantae, Streptophyta, Magnoliopsida, Cucurbitales, Cucurbitaceae. Gene Ontology annotation, molecular function: zinc ion binding.
AAACAAGCUUUUCUUGUUUUCUUCUUGGCGCUGGUGGAGAGAGCUCUGAAUUUGGCGCCGACAGAGAGUGGCAACAAUACCAAGAAAAGAAGCGAGUGAAAAUUGAAAUUGGAAUCCACGUUGACCCAAUUCUCUCAAUCUCUCCCCCACAGUUUUCGAUCGGCGAGUGAGUCUCAAACCCUAAUCUCCCAAUCGAAGAACCCCCUUCCCCCACUCGCGCAAUUCCUUCACUCGCUGCUUGUGGGUGUGCGGGGGCCUUCCUUCUUCAGCAUUUAGGUGAAAUGUGAAGACUCUACUUCUUAUUGCUGAACAAAUGGUUGAUGUUGUGGAUGAAAUGCAUGAUAGAGAUGGUGGAAUUAUUAGUUUACCAAAGAAGGACACCCUUUUUGAAGAGGAUAUAGAUUUUGAGCCGCACAAUGGCAUUGAAUUUGAGUCCCAUGAAGCUGCAUACACAUUUUAUCAAGAAUAUGCCAAAUCAAUGGGAUUCACCACAUCGAUUAAGAAUAGUCGACGUUCAAAGAAAUCAAAGGAGUUUAUCGAUGCAAAAUUUGCGUGUUCAAGAUAUGGAGUUACUCCUGAAUCCGAGAGUGGGAAUAGUCGAAGGCCCAGCGUGAAGAAGACCGAUUGUAAAGCCAGCAUGCAUGUGAAGAGAAGGCCAGAUGGAAGAUGGAUUAUUCACGAGUUCAUAAAAGAUCAUAAUCACGAGCUUUUACCUGCCCUUGCGUAUCAUUUUCGUAUCCAUAGGAAUGUAAAGCUGGCAGAGAAGAAUAACAUCGACAUAUUGCAUGCUGUUAGUGAAAGAACACGGAGGAUGUAUGUCGAGAUGUCGAAAAAAUGUGGCGGGUAUAGAAAUUUCAGUUUUCCGCAGAUUAACACGAGUUAUCAGUUUGACAAAGGCCGGUAUUUAGCUCUUGAUGAGGGGGAUGCCCAAAUAUUGCUCGAAUACUUCAAACGUAUCCAAAAGGAGAAUCCCGACUUUUUCUAUGCUAUAGACUUAAAUGAAGAGCAGCGUCUGAGAAACUUGUUUUGGGUCGAUGCCAAAAGUAGAAGCGAUUAUGUUAGUUUCACUGAUGUCGUUUCAUUCGAUAUCUCAUACAUUAAGACCAAUGAUAAGCUUCCGUUUGCUCCGUUCAUUGGGGUGAACCAUCAUGCGCAGUCAAUGAUACUUGGUUGUGCACUGGCUGCAGAUUGGACUAAGCCAACAUUUACCUGGUUGUUGAAGACAUGGCUUAGAGCAAUGGGUGGGAAAGCUCCCAAAGUUAUUAUAUCUGAUCAAGACAAGGCCUUGAAGUUAGCCAUUGAAGAAGUCUUCCCAAAUACCCGCCAUUGCUUUGCGCUUUGGCAUAUAUUGGAAAAGAUUCCCGAAACUCUUGCUCACGUCAUCAAACGAAACGAAAACUUCUUCGCAAAGUUUAAUAAGUGCAUUUUCAAGUCGUGGUCAGACGAGCAGUUCGAUAUGCGAUGGUGGAAGAUGGUUACUAGAUUUGAACUUCAAGACGAUGAAUGGAUCCAAUCAUUGUAUGACGAUCGUAAAAAAUGGGUACCGACUUAUAUGGAGGAUAUCUUCUUGGCUGGAAUGUCAACCGCCCAACGUUCCGAUAGUAUGAAUGCUUUCUUUGACAAAUACAUUCACAAGAAAAUCACUCUGAAAGAGUUCUUGAAACAAUAUGGUAUCAUUCUGCAAAAUCGGUACGAAGAGGAAGCAAUAGCGGAUUUCGAUACAUUGCAUAAACAGCCCGCCUUAAAAUCUCCUUCUCCCUGGGAGAAACAAAUGUCUACAAUUUACACACACACAAUAUUUAAGAAGUUCCAAGUUGAAGUUCUCGGGGUAGUUGGCUGUCGUAUGAGAAAAGAAAUCGACGAUGGAGCAAUUACUACAUUCAGAGUUCAGGACUGUGAGAAAGAUGAGCAUUUUCUAGUAAGGUGGCAUAAAUUGAACUCUGAAGUUUCUUGUUUUUGCCGUUUGUUUGAAUAUAAAGGUUUUCUUUGUCGACAUGCAUUGAUCGUGUUACAAAUGCUCGAUUUUCGGAGUAUUCCGCCUCAAUAUAUUUUAAAGAGGUGGACAAAAGAUGCUAAGAGUAGGCAACCAAUUGCUGAUGGAACAGAAUUUAGACAGAACAGAGCACAACGUUACAACGAUUUAUGUAAAAAGGCAAUUGAAUUGAGCGAAGAAGGAUCACAUUCCGAGGAGUGUUAUAAUAUAGCGGUUCGUACAUUGGUCGAAGCUCUAAAGAACUGUGUUAAUAUUAACAACUCGAAAAGUGCUCCAGCUGAAUCUAGCGUUCACGCCCAUGGUCUACGUGAGGAGGACGAGAAUCAGGGAAGUAUAACUGCUAAAACAAAUAAGAAGAAGAGUGUAAACAGAAAACGAAAGGUACAAUCCGAAGCAGCUAUGAUACUUGUCGAACCACAGGACAACUUGCAGCAAAUGGAUAGUUUAACCUCGGAUAGCAUGACCCUGAGCGGAUAUUACGGAACCCAACAGAACGUUCAAGGAUUGGUACAGCUGAACUUGAUGGAGCCUCCCCAUGACGCAUCGUACUACGUCGAUCAACAAAGCAUUCAAGGGCUGGGACAGUUAAACACAAUUGCAGCCAAUCAUGAUGGGUAUUUUGGGGCGCAGCAUAGUAGCAUUCAUGCACUGGUGGAUUAUCGACCGGCUACGAGUUAUAACUAUAGCUUACAGGACGAGCAACAUUUGAGAUCUGCACAGCUUCAUGGCAGUAGUUCUAGACAUACUUAAUGAAGAAACAGAUACAAAAGGUAUAUACAGGACGCACGCCCAGACCCCGGAGUACUUUGUGCCACCGUGCCCGAGCUUCUUUACUUUUUUGUCGAUCGGAAGGAGGAGAGGGAAACAAUUUGGGUGUAAAGUUGUAGCAGAAAUCAGUGAUUUUGUUUUGAAAGAACCUGCUGUGUUUGGAAGGCUGAGUUCUUCCUUCCUGUAUGAUAUUGAGAAUCUGGGAAUGCUCUCUAACUAUGUUUUUGGAAGGCUGAGUUCUUCCUGUAAAUUCAAUUUCUUUCUUCCUACUCA